Messenger RNA from Neopelma chrysocephalum (saffron-crested tyrant-manakin), 749 nucleotides. RefSeq names its product early activation antigen CD69-like. The record is from RefSeq and is a predicted model, not a curated record. The annotation marks the transcript as partial. The transcript is spliced from 3 exons. Lineage: Eukaryota; Metazoa; Chordata; Aves; Passeriformes; Pipridae.
AAGAAAGUCAUGGAGAGAUUCCAGAUACACCUAAGGGUCCAUACUUGGUGCCUAGUCCUGCAGAGAUUCCACCAGUUACAUCUAAGGGUCCAUGUUUGGUGCCUUGUCCUGAGGCCUGGGAUCAGCACAACAGGGUCUGUUACUACUUCUCACUGGAUUGGAGGAGCUGGGACUAGGCUCAGAAUCGGUGCUCUGAGCUCGGGGCCUCCCUGGCCGUGCUCAGCGACGAGGAAAUGAACUUCGCCUUCCACCUCAGUGACAACCUGGAUUACUGGCUCGGGCUGCGCAGACGGGGCGAGCGGCUGCAGUGGGUGGACGGCAGCAGCUACAACUCCUCGCUGGAGGUCCUUGGCAAUUCAGAGUGUGUGUACCUGGCAGACAAUGUACUCAGGAGUGAGGACUGUUCAACGCAGCUGCCGUAUCUCUGCAGCAAACCCCAACCUCAGCUGUAACAGAAGUGAGGGAGAAAGGACCUUCUCCAUCCUGAAGACUCGCAGCUUUCCUUCUUCCACUAGCCCAGGGAUGUCCUUCUGCAGAUGAACAUUUACCUUGUGACACAUCUCAGCACUGCCUCAGUAACCUCGGUGCCUUUUGUCAUUGUCACCUCAGUAGCUGAUCUCAAGGAGGUGAACCUGCAGGGACAUGAUGUGGAAGUGGACGUGUGCCUUUGUGGACUAGGGGUUUCUUUCUCCAGAAAUCUUCCUCAUUUUCUAUCACUGUAUAUUUACACUGUAAGGGUGUGGGUGCAU